This is a messenger RNA of Chelmon rostratus (copperband butterflyfish), 3450 nucleotides long. Its product is annotated as very long-chain acyl-CoA synthetase. Gene Ontology annotation, molecular function: long-chain fatty acid transmembrane transporter activity; long-chain fatty acid-CoA ligase activity. The record is from RefSeq and is a predicted model, not a curated record. NCBI's taxonomy places the organism in Eukaryota, Metazoa, Chordata, Actinopteri, Chaetodontiformes, Chaetodontidae.
AUGCGCCACUGCAGCCCGCUGCUCAAAGUUUUGGAGCGUUGUGGAAGUGAGGCGGGUGCUGCUCUGAGCGUCAACAUGAUCGCUCUGGUGUUUACCAGCGUCCUGGCAGGACUGCUGGCCCUGCUUCUCUACCAGAGGAUCACUUAUCCCUUCUUGUGGGCGGAUUUGAUUUAUUACUUCAAACUUCAGGGCUACAGGAAGACUUUGCAGGCUCGCAUGCGGCAAGGGAUCAUCACAUACCUCGACUGUUUUCUCCACCAGGCCAGGAAAAACCCGAACAAACCCUUCAUAAUCUUCGAAGAGCAGACGCUGACAUAUCGGGACGUGGACCGGAGAAGCAACCAGUUUGCGAGCGCGCUCAGGACGCAGGGCUCCGUGAGACAAGGAGACAUUGUUGCGCUGUGGAUGUUCAACGAGCCGGACUUUAUUUGUGCGUGGCUGGGGCUGUGUAAACUGGGCUGUGAAGUGGCCUUUCUCAACGUCAACAUUAAAGCCAGAUCUCUGCUUCAUUGCCUUCAGAGCUGUGGGGCCAAGACGCUUGUUGUUGGUGCAGAUUUGGCGCAUUGGUUGGAGGAGGUGCUGCCUGAUCUGAAGGACAACAUGGCUGUGUGGGUGGUGGAUCACACAUCACCCUCUGAGGAUUUUGGCACCUUACUAGAUAAGCUGGAACACAUGUCUGGUGAACCUUUAAGUGACCUUCCUAAAGUUGACAUCAUGUCAAACUUUCUCUUCAUUUUUACGUCAGGCACUACAGGUCUCUCCAAGGCAGCCCGUGUAGGUCAUCUGAAAGCCAUUGUGAGCAUGUCCUUCUUUCAAAUGUGUGGAGCAACAUCUGAUGACAUCAUCUACAUCACUCUUCCUCUGUACCACAUGUCUGCUUCCCUGUUAGGGAUUGGAGGGUGCAUACAACUAGGUGCAACAUGUGUGUUGAAAAAGAAGUUUUCUGCCAGUCAGUUUUGGAAGGACUGUGUGAAACACAACGUGACUGUGGUGCAGUACAUAGGAGAGCUCUGUCGAUACCUGGUCAACCAGCCCACGGUCCCAGAGGAGAUGGCCCACAGUGUUCGGCUGGCAGCAGGAAGCGGUCUCAGGUCAGAUGUUUGGAGGGAGUUUCUCCAACGCUUUGGUAAGGUCAAGAUCAGAGAGGGUUACGGCCUGACUGAGGCCAGCAUCGGCUUCCUCAACUACACCGAUGAAGUUGGACCAAUUGGGAGGGCGAGCUAUUUCAACAAGCUUUCUAUGCCGUUUGAGCUCCUGAGAUAUGAUCCACAAACAUACGAGCCAGUCCGAACAGACUCUGGAAGAGGCAUACGAGCACAAAAGGGAGAGGCAGGGAUCCUGGUAGCUCCUCUGACAGCCAUGAACCAGUUCUUGGGCUACGCAGGGAACAAGGUCCAGUCUGAGAAGAAGCUGCUCAGGGAUGUGUUCAAAGCUGGUGAUGUCUAUUUUAACACUGGAGACCUCCUGCUCCACGAUAACAAGGACUUUCUUUACUUCCGUGACCGCGUCGGAGACACCUUCAGGUGGAAAGGAGAGAAUGUUUCCACCACAGAGGUGUCAGAGGUUUUAGGUCUUCUUGAUUUUAUCCAGGAGGUCAACGUCUAUGGAGUCACCGUCCCAGGGUAUGAAGGCCGAGCAGGUAUGGCUGCCAUCGUCUUAAAACAGGAUCACAAACUCAGUGGAACAAAGCUCUACAACCAUCUAGUAAAAACACUUCCUGCGUAUGCCUGGCCGUGGUUUCUCAGAAUACAGACCUCUCUGGAUGUGACCGAGACCUUCAAGCAGCAGAAGGUGAAGCUGGUCCGGGAGGGUUUUAAUCCGGACGUCACCCAGGAUCCUCUGUAUUUCUUAGAUGUCUCUCAGAAAGACUACGUUAUCCUGACUGCAUCACUAUAUCAAGACAUUGUGUCUGGAAAGAUCAGCUUAUAAACAUUAGGACAAGUUUGUUAUCUGUGCCAGAGUCAGGGGCUCCCAACAUCUUUAAAUUUCAGCCGAUAAGACAAGGCUGUCUCUACCUCUUCUCACAGUUUUCAUAUGCCAGCAACAACUGAUUCUUCUUCCUCAGACGGUUUUUGAGCAUUUUUAUCUGCCAGAGGAGGUAAAAUUCACAAAAAGAGAAGCCAAGACUUACAAAAACAAUUGGAGAGCAGAAACUUUUUCCUGCUUUCUAUCCAACAAAUCACAAAAUAAAGCAUCCAUUUUUAUGACGCUAUUUAGUAUCUUGUUUUAUGAAUAAUGAAAGAGAAUUAAAAUUGUCAAAAUUUAAACAAACUUCCAUGAAGAGUAUUCUUAUUUAGUAACUUUCUGUAGAAAUAGUGUCCAGAGCCUACAUUUUGCUCAACUUAAAAAAGAAGCAGGCCUUUAUUAGAAGCAGGCUUAUAUUGAAGUCUAACUUUGCCUUUUUAUAUUUGAUCAUAUUUUAGUAAGACGCCUCCCUGUGUCCUGGUCUGUUCUCUCCAUGUUUCCACCUUCUCCAUAUUUAUAUGUUUUCUGUAAAUUCAGUAUCAUUUAUCAUAUGUCCAUUUCCAUAGUACUAAUUCCAUCAAUACAACAACAGUCUUUUUUGAGUCUUUUUCUACAGAGUAUUUACAAUUAAUUCUUUUUGUUAGAUAUUCAGUUGGUAUUAUCAAAUAUCAGCUCAUGCCAUCCCACAGUUGUAGGUGAGGUGGUGUAUUAUCAAUCCAUCUGAGCAUUGUAUUUAUAUAGUGAACAAAUGCAUGAAUAUUAAGCAACCAUCUCUGAGGAGAGCCUUUACUAUACAGUAAGGCCUGGGUGAACCAAGAAGCAAAACCUGAAGUGCAGUGUCCAACUGAACAUCACUUUCUCUUUUUAACAGAAAUGCAUGUUUUGUUCACUUAUUUACACUGAUGCUCUACUACUCUACUUUUUUUUUGUACUCGCUGUUAAGUUACCAUAUAAAAUUAGCUGCAUGUGUUUCAUAUUAAAUGUGCAUGGUGAAACUCUUAAUGCAUUUAUACUCAAUGUUUCAUGGAAAUUAUAAUUUAUAAUAUAAGUUAAGAUAUCAUUUUGUACAGUAUGUUUCAUAAGCCAUAGGGGCAGAAAUCCAGAUAAAAUGUAGGCGUGUUGAUUAAUUCUCUACAAACAUGUGUCGAAUAUGUAAGUGUGACUCCCUGAUCCUGUAACAGUGUACUUACGGAUGCCAUUUAUUUUUGUUCAUUCUAGCCUAAACUUGGUCGCUUCAACGUCUAGAUGGCUCGAAAUUUGAAAGCUGUGGUUCAUUAUAUGCUUUAAGUAUACAUUUUCAACCUUAUCAGUGUCAAAACUAGCAUUAGAAUCCAUAUUUGUUGUGUGUAAACUUGACAGACCUUCUCUCAGUCCUGUGGCAUCCAAUAUAUAUCUGUACAUGGUAUAUAAUGUUCAUAUAUGUGAGCGUGCAUGUGUAUACAUACUUUAUAUGUAUAUAAGAUAAAUUAAUAAAUAUAUAGUGCG